AGAGUGGAAGGUUGUGUAUCCAUAACAGGCUCCUAUUUAACCGCGUAAAAAGUACAUUCUGCUAGCCAAGUACAUACACACUGGGACUAACAAUCAGUCUGCUACCUACACUGUCUGCUCGCAGCUUUUGUCAUUCUGGUUUAGGAGUCCGACAGACAAUCUUGUUAGAGUGCAACCCCUCCUGAUCCGAGCUUCAAAAAUCCGGAUUUGCUUCAUCACCGGAACUACCAGUUUCUCCCCAUCUGCUACCGUGUGGAACUCUUGGUGUAUCACUUUGGCAGGAACCAUAAUCCUCCUCCCGUGGAAUAAACCCGUCCCAGCGUCUCACUCAAGACCGGAGGUAUAGCGGGCUCAGAUGACAUCCAACUCCGGCAACUAAAACCCAGCUAAAACGAAAACCUAAAUAGUAACUUUUUGUGUACCUUAUAGAGGGAGAACAGACUUAUCAAAACCAAAUGGAAGGUAAAAAGGAUACCACAUUGACGAAAAUCUUCGUUGGUGGACUGCCAUAUAACACGACCAAUGAAAGGCUACGUGAAGUCUUUGAGCCGUUCGGUGAGAUCGAGGAGGCAGUUGUAAUAACUGAUAGGAAUUCUGGAAAGAGCAAAGGAUACGGAUUCGUUACAAUGGCAACCAAGGAUGCAGCUAGGUUAGCAUGUGCAGAUGCAAAUCCCAUCAUCGACGGACGAAAGGCUAAUGUCAACCUAGCGAUCAUUGGCGCCAAGCCCAGGAACAACGCCACUCACAGCGCAGCAGAACAGAUCCAGUUCGCCAUAGCCAGGCAGCAACAAGCUAGUCAGAUUGCGCACCACGGCGGACAUGCUGGACAUGCUGUACCAACCCUAGCCUCCACCCCGUAUGGGGAUUUCCGCUACCCGUUCUAUCUUAACUUGUGCAUGGGUGAUUUCUAUGUGAACCAGAAACACGGGGGUUGCAUAUAUAUACUCUUCCAGUUCCACCACACAUUUGUUCUGACUGAGUUACUAUCCUCAAUGAGAGAUGAGAGAGUUGGUUUAAGUAAUACCCCGAUCGGACCCUGUGUUGGCGAUCCAGCACGGCCAAGGAUGCCCAUCUUGGGUAAAGAGGGUUCCAAACAGGAUAGUAUGGUGCGGUAUAUAUCCCAAACGGGCUGGUGUGAUCAUGGUUUGAUUGACACUACCCCUCUGGCUAGCAUAGCAUCACCGAACAGCAAACCCCCUCUCCCACCCCAACUGACACCCCACCACCCCAUGCAGAAUGAUUGA
Molecule: messenger RNA, 1244 nt
Organism: Asterias rubens (European starfish)
Lineage: Eukaryota; Metazoa; Echinodermata; Asteroidea; Forcipulatida; Asteriidae
Product: RNA-binding protein 24-A-like
Exons: 5
Coding region: 456-1244 (262 amino acids)
Cellular component (GO): cytosol
Molecular function (GO): RNA binding
Source: RefSeq, a predicted model, not a curated record